AUGAGUGAAAAUAGCGGAAUUUUUUAUUUAACAAAAGGUCCAACACGUGCGUCUAGGCCAUCAACAGCAACAUCAAGGAACCGACCAAAAACAGCUCCAAAAUCUACAAAAAUUUUUGAUUUACAAACUUUAAAAGCGAAAAUUGAAGAAUUAGAAAAGAAAAACGCUCGGAUUUCAAAUAAAAUUACACAUUUACAAGGUGCUAUGGUAUCUCAACAGCAAAGAACUUUACUUUAUAAUGAUUUCGAAAUGGAUUUAGAAGAUGAUCUAAAAUCUUUAGAAAAAAGAUUCACGAAAUUGAAUGAAAUAACAAAAGAAAUCAAUGCUUUUGCUGAUCCAACAAAAAAUACAUAUGAUUACAUUCCUCCAAGAAUUGAAGAAGAAAAUUAUCCUGAAAGAACAAAACAACGUCGCGAAAAUGAAAUUCUAGCACAACAAGCUCUAUACAAUGAAAGAAAAAUAAUGCUUUUAGAGAUGAAGUUGAAAUUAAAUCACGAUCGAAGAGAUUUAGCAUUAUUACGCUCAAACUUAAACCUCUUUGAAGGAGGUGGUAAUUCCAUAACCAGUGAUAGAGAAAUUGAAGAAAAUCUUAAAAUCCAAAUUGAGAACAUUAAAAUGCAUCAAAAUCACGAAAAAAGAAGAAUUGAGCAUGAAAAGAGCCCAAUAAUCUCUUUACAUGAUGCAGCAACGACAAUUCAGUCUCUUUGGAGAGGAUAUCGUUAUAGAAUGCAAAAUAAAGAGCAAAUAGAAAAAGAACAUGAAGAACUUUCUCAUAGAAACUUAUCGGAGCGAUCCUAA
Molecule: messenger RNA, 798 nt
Organism: Trichomonas vaginalis G3
Lineage: Eukaryota; Parabasalia; Trichomonadida; Trichomonadidae
Exons: 1
Coding region: 1-798 (265 amino acids)
Molecular function (GO): protein binding
Source: RefSeq, a predicted model, not a curated record